Messenger RNA from Papilio polytes (common Mormon), 1233 nucleotides. RefSeq names its product glycine receptor subunit alpha-2 (gene HisCl1). Gene Ontology annotation, molecular function: neurotransmitter receptor activity; chloride channel activity; extracellular ligand-gated monoatomic ion channel activity. Gene Ontology annotation, biological process: regulation of membrane potential; chemical synaptic transmission; signal transduction. The record is from RefSeq and is a predicted model, not a curated record. Gene Ontology annotation, cellular component: neuron projection; membrane; synapse. The coding region runs from base 96 to 1232 and encodes 378 amino acids. NCBI's taxonomy places the organism in Eukaryota, Metazoa, Arthropoda, Insecta, Lepidoptera, Papilionidae. The transcript is spliced from 9 exons.
UUGUUAUAUUUAAAAGAUGUUAAUCAUGCAAUAAAAUUGCAUUAGUUAAAAUGUAAAUAUUUUUUUAUUCCACUGGCCGAAGAUUAAAAUUCAAGAUGGCGGUCGAGAAGUUUCUGUGGGCCUCCACUGUCCUCCUGAGACUUAUGCUUGUUGCUACAGACCUCUGUUAUACUCAGGCUACCUUAUUAACAUUUCAAGAUCUUCUCCCAGAAGAUCCUAAACUCUACGACAAAAUGCGACCUCCAAAGAAAAACGAUCAGCCAACGAUCGUUAACUUCCACGUCACUGUUAUGGGCCUGGAUUCGAUUGAUGAAAACUCUAUGACAUAUGCGGCUGACAUUUUCUUCGCUCAAACCUGGAAGGAUUUCAGACUAAGGUUACCAGAAAACAUGACUUCGGAGUAUAGGCUUUUAGAUCUGGAUUGGUUAAAGCACAUGUGGCGCCCAGAUUCCUUCUUUAAAAACGCCAAAUCAGUCACCUUCCAAACAAUGACCAUCCCCAACCACUACGUAUGGUUGUACAAGGAUAAGACGAUACUUUACAUGGUGAAAUUAACUUUAAAGUUGUCAUGUGCAAUGAAUUUCCUCAUCUACCCUCACGACACACAGGAGUGCAAACUGCAAAUGGAAAGUUUAUCGCACACGACAGACGACCUGAUCUUCCAGUGGGACCCUGACGUGCCACUAGUCGUGGAUGAGAACAUAGAACUGCCCCAACUUGAACUGGUCCAGAAUAGGACUGCUGACUGCACGCAGGUCUACUCCACUGGCAACUUCACGUGUCUGGAAGUGAUCUUCAAGCUGAAACGUCGCCUAGGCUACCAUCUGUUCAACACUUACAUACCGACUUGCCUCAUCGUCAUCAUGUCUUGGGUGUCUUUCUGGAUCAAGCCGGACGCUGCGCCGGCGCGGGUGACGCUGGGCGUGACGUCACUGCUGACGCUGUCCACGCAGCACGCCAAGUCGCAAGCGCAGCUGCCGCCUGUUUCAUACCUCAAGGCGGUUGACGCUUUUAUGUCGGUCUGCACUGUAUUCGUGUUCAUGGCGCUAAUGGAAUACUGUCUGGUCAACAUAAUUUUAGAUGACGGAGGUCGGAAGCCUAAGGAGCCAGCCGAGGCUGCUAAAGCCAGACUUCGUGCUAUCAGCAUCGACCGCUUCUCUCGCGUCUUCUUUCCUCUUCUGUUCUCAGUUCUCAACGCCACCUAUUGGAUACAAUUCGCGCAGUACAUCUGAC